AUGCCUAAAACGGGUUGUCUUUCCGGGAGACGGAGAGACCAGUUUCGCUGUCCCACCAGGCGCUCAUGUUUGGAUGCAAUUGCACGAUUCACACCCAUCUCCACUUCUAGGCUCAUCCUCCUGGGCAUUCUCCUGCUGGGCUCGCUGUACUGCCUUCAUCUGCUGGCGCAGGACUACCAGAAGAUCCGCCGUCCCGUGCAGACGGCAGCCAAGGUGGCGGCCAAGGCGCUCGGUCUGGACUUCCUGGCCGGCCGGAGACGUCGCGCCGUGGAUGAGCCUCCGGCGAUUGACUGGGAGACUCUCUUGAGACACGAUCCGCUCCUCUGCGCGUCGUCGCUCGUGUGCCAGCUGGCCGCGGGCGCUGCCGUGGACUUCGACGAGGGCGUCGCCAUUAAGAACUUCAUACUCGCCAAUGCCAACGACUCGGCCCCGGAGAAAGUGAAAAAGGCGCGAGAUCUCGGCCGCCGCGCGAGUGGCGCCAAAGAGUGCUUCCAGAAAUUCAACUUCUGCCCCUAUUCGGCCAAGACGAUGCUGCGAAUUGUCCACUUGCAGACGACUUUACUCAGUUAA
Phlebotomus argentipes is the source of this 570-nucleotide messenger RNA. RefSeq lists its product as uncharacterized. The record is from RefSeq and is a predicted model, not a curated record. Bases 1 to 570 code for a protein of 189 amino acids. The transcript is spliced from 4 exons. Lineage: Eukaryota; Metazoa; Arthropoda; Insecta; Diptera; Psychodidae.